ACUAGGCCUAGGCUAUGUUUAUUUAUAUACCAUAUGUGCAUUUACCAUAUGAUAGUGAUAAUGUGUGUCAGAAGAACGUUAUAAUAUUCACAAAACACCGUUAGAGUAUUAAGUGAAUAUUCUAUUCCUAGGCCCAGCUGCUAGGCUCGGCCUUAUUCAAGUGGCCUAGGGCCUAGGCCAUCCUCCUCUGCUGCUGCUCAGGCUAGUAGCACUGCAGGCCUCAUUAAGUCUUGGUAUGGUAGGCCUUACCUAGAUUGUUAUUAGAGACCUACCCCACCAAGAGAGGUAUAAAAAGGCUGUCAAGAAGGACCCCACUACUACAGUAAUAAUAGUACAGUCUGCACAGUUUAAAAAUUGUGCAAGCAAAUCCUUGCACAAUUUUCAAAUUGUUUUACAACAUUCUCCUGGCACAGCACAGUUUGCACUUGCACAGUUUGAGGAUGUUGCACAGCUUUAGAAUGCAUGGCAUAGUUGGUGCAGCUUGACAGUGUCUACCGUGUGCCGUACAGUAAUGUUUUUUAAUUGUGCGGAUGAUGCCUCAAAAGCCAGCUCAUAUUUGCAUGGAAAAUCUCAAGGAAAAUAGGAAGAUGUUGAGGACUGAUAAAGAAAUACCCAAGGAUCUUGGGUUUGUUACCUUCAAACCAGGCCCACUGGAUGCCUACAGAUCAAAAGCAAGAUUUGAUUGGAAGGAAAUGAGAAUAGCCAUUGAUGGCAUUCCAAAAAUACAGUAUAUGAACCAGAUCUGGAAGACAUUAAAACUUGAUCCAGAGUUUCAGCACAUCGACAGAGAAUUAAAAGUUGAAGAAAAACGAGAAAGGACGUACAGACAGAUAAAACGUUUGUUGGAAUAUGAUGUUCUCUCAUUUGAAAGCAUCGUAGAAAAUCCUGCAAUAAUCAAUUGGUUUGUAGAUGCUGUCGGAUGCUAUGAUUGGUCGCUUGCUGCCAAAAUUAUGCUUAAUAGACAAGUGUUUGGAAACACUCUGAUGUCAUUAGGGUCAAACCAGCAUAUUCAUUUUGUAGAAAAGAGUGCAAAACUAGAGGUGAUUGGUUGUUUUGCAUUGACUGAGCUCUCACAUGGAACAAAUACCAGAGCAAUGAGGACCACUGCAACAUAUGAUUCAAGAUCUCAGGAGUUUAUCUUAAACACCCCAGAUAUUGAGGCGACGAAAUGUUGGGUUGGUGUCUUGGGUAAGACUGCCACCCACGCAUGCGUCUAUGCCCAGCUUUACACAGAGGAUGGUAAAUGCCAUGGUCUACACAUAUUCAUUGUGCCUGUCCGAGACCCUAACACCUUGCAAGCCUUGCCAGGUGUUCUAGUUGGAGACAUGGGUAAGAAGCUUGGACAGAACGGACUGGACAACGGCUUUAUGUCUUUUAAUAAUGUUCGUAUUCCCAGAGAGUAUUUACUUAAUCGUAAUGGAGAUGUUUCUGCAGAUGGGAAAUAUUUGUCUCCCUUCAAGGAUCCAAACAAGCGGUUUGGGGCAUCUCUGGGUGCCUUGUCUGGGGGUCGUGUUGGAAUCACAUCGAUGGCAGUUACUAACCUUAAGUUGGCUUUAACAGUAGCUGUGCGUUACUCAGCUGUACGUAAACAAUUUGGACCAAAUGACAAAGAAGAGUUACCUGUUAUAGAAUAUCAAAUGCAGCAAUGGCGUCUGAUUCCAUACAUUGCAGCCUGCUAUGCUCUAAGCUCGUUGUCUGCCUUUAUAGGGAAAGCGUUCAAUGAAUUUGCUGUUAAUCUCAUUAUGGGCAACAAGAGUGCUACACAGGCUGAUAUGGGGAAAGAACUGCAUGCUCUAUCCAGUGCCACUAAGCCUCUAGCUAGUUGGACGGCUCGUGAUGCCAUACAAGAAUGCAGGGAGGCAUGCGGCGGCCAUGGCUACCUUGCAGUAAAUCGGUUUGGUGUUCUGAGGGAUGAUAAUGAUCCCAAUUGUACUUAUGAGGGCGACAACAACGUUCUUCUACAGCAAACUAGUAAUGCCGUGUUGGUGAUGGUGAAGGCAGUUCAAACCGGAGAAGUUGUCCAAACACCACUGAAGACAAUGAAUUUCCUAAAUGAUAUGGGUGCUAUAAUUAAACAAAAAUUCACCGCAACCACAGAACAAGAAAUGUUAGAUCCUGCAACUUGUUUGGAUGCUUACAAAUGGCUUGUUGUUUACCUUUCAAAGGAGAGUGCACAUAAGUUGAUGAGGGAAAGUAAAAAGGGAGAGGACAGCUUCACGGCACGUAAUAACAGUCAGGUUUACUACUGCCGGUCACUUGCAAUAGCUUUCAUUGAGCAUGUGACUCUUCAGGUAUUUUAUGAUUUCUGUAAUGAUCCAUCUCUGCCAAGUGACAUCUCAAUAGUCCUGAAGAAGCUAUGUGCUUUGUAUGGUCUCUGGUCUUUAGAAAAGCACAUGGCAACUUUAUACCAAGGAGGGUAUUUCAGUGGUGGUGAACCUGCUAAGCUUGUGCAGACCACCAUCUUAUCCCUGUGUGCUGACCUAAAGCAAGAUGCCGUUGCUCUAGUAGACGUGUUUGCUCCACCAGAUUUCAUUCUCAAUUCUCCAAUUGGCAUGUCUGAUGGAGAGGUGUAUAAAAACCUAUAUGGAGCACUUAUUCAAGGUCCUGGGGCUCUGGAGAGACCAUCAUGGUGGAGAGAGUUCCUUGAGAAACCAAAGAUAGGAUCAAGACCGCUAGCCAAGUUGUAAUCAAACUUAUAUUCACUUCAGUAAAUGCAAUUUCAUCGCAUUAUAAACAGCCAAAAACGAUAGUGUGAAUCAAUUCAACUAGACAGUACAGUCAUUAAAUUGAUUUCUCAUCAAAAUGAUUUUAAAUGUCUGAGCAAUUUUACCCAUAAAUGUGCUUCCAUAAAUUAUAAAGUCCUUACAGGUAUAACCUGUGUUUAUAGAUGAUUUCAGUAUUGCUAUAUACUUGACUAAUUUAACAGUAAAUUGGAGAGACUGUUUCAUGCUUUGAAAUGUGCUUGUCAUGUUUUUUGUUGUAUUCCUAAUUAUGUGUGUCAAUUUUGUGACAGGCUUCCUACUAUAUAAUAUGAUUAUAAAUUGCAAUAACAGUGUGUGGUGCAAGUAUACUCUGUUAACAGAGCCAGAUUAACAUAGGAGCUUUUGGGGCACCAGCCCUAGGCCACAGUCCCCAAUGGGAAAAUAUAAGCCCCCCGAACCCCAGAAAAAAAUCACAGAAAAUUUGGUUUUAUGUUUUAGCCAGAGAGUAUUUAGGCCCACUUGCAAUUACAGAACCCAACCCCACAGCCCUUUAAUCUGGCCCUGUUUGUUCAUAGAGGUUAUGCACAGUACCGGAACGAUGAUGAUGACAGUAUAACCAUUUGUAAUCUUCUUAAAGAUAUUUUUUAUCCAUGAUUAGGUAAUUACUUUCUAAAUAGCAAUAUAUAUUAUUUUGUUAAAUUAUGAAUAUUGUCUAAACAUGGACAAAUUAAUUAUAUAAUAUGAGGAUGUGUUGUAGCAUGACUUUAGGUUAUGUACAGUGGAAUAAUGUAUAGAUAUAAUUUCAUGUAACAUGAAUAAACCAGCUACAAAUCGAAAUAUAUUUCAUGUAAGUCA
Messenger RNA from Anneissia japonica, 3557 nucleotides. RefSeq names its product peroxisomal acyl-coenzyme A oxidase 3-like. Gene Ontology annotation, molecular function: pristanoyl-CoA oxidase activity; fatty acid binding; FAD binding. NCBI's taxonomy places the organism in Eukaryota, Metazoa, Echinodermata, Crinoidea, Comatulida, Comatulidae. The record is from RefSeq and is a predicted model, not a curated record. Gene Ontology annotation, cellular component: peroxisome. Gene Ontology annotation, biological process: fatty acid beta-oxidation using acyl-CoA oxidase; lipid homeostasis. The coding region runs from base 531 to 2687 and encodes 718 amino acids. The transcript is spliced from 15 exons.